AACUGUGGUACCUAACUUCUUAGAGCACCAGCUGGUGAGCAAUGCACGGAGCAGACCUAUAACCAACUUACAUCAUUUUCAUCAUGAAGGUAACCGCAGUGCCAGUACUUCUGACCUUGGCUCUUUGCCUCAUCCCAGAUGCUGCCAGUGAGGAAGAAAAUCAGGAAACAUGCAAUGAAUAUCGGAUAUUGAUGAAAAAUGGGAAGUUGUUCUGUCCCCAAGAUAAGAAACUUCUGAAAAGUCCUGAUGAAAUACGGUUCCUCAGCAGAUGUGCCACAUGCAAAAUGAUACUGGAAAAAGAAGCUGAAAUCCAGAAAAAGGCCAGGCACUUAGCAAGAGCCACCAGGACCAUGGCCCCAGCAAAGUUGAAUUGCACUGAUUUCAAGAAAGGAGAAGGAGAUGGGGACUUUAUCUGCCCCCUUGAGGAUGCAGCUGUUUGUGGCACAGAUGGGAAAACAUACAGCAGCAGGUGUGACCUGUGUGCUGAAAACAUUAAAACCAGGUCUCAAGUUGGCAUAAAAAACGAAGGGGAAUGUGAAGGCAGCAAUGCCGUGCAGGAUGUCUGUAGUGCUUUCCGGCCUUAUGUGAGGGAUGGGAGACUUGGAUGCACAAGGGAAAAUGAUCCAGUUCUUGGUCCCGAUGGAAGAACACAUGGCAAUAAGUGCGCGAUGUGUGCUGAGCUGUUCUUAAAGGAAGCUGAAGAAAAUAGUAAGCGACAGGAUGAAACCAGAACUCGACGAAGUGCUAAAGAGGAUCUUUGCAAGGAAUAUGAAAACCAAGUGAGGAAUGGCAGACUUUUUUGCACACGGGAGAGUGACCCCAUCCGUGGCCCUGAUGGCAGAAUGCAUGGCAACAAAUGUGCCCUGUGUGCUGAAAUUUUAAAACAACGUUUUUUAGAAGAAAAAAAUAAACCAGGUGAAACCGUGAGGAAAACUGAAGAAAAAAUUAAAGUUAAAAGAGAAAUUGAGAAACUCUGCAGUGAAUUUCAGGGCCGUGCAAAGAAUGGAGUACUUUUCUGUACCAGAGAAAAUGACCCUAUCCGUGGUCCAGAUGGGAAAAUGCAUGGCAACCUGUGUUCUAUGUGUCAAGCCUUCUACCUAGCAGAAGCAAAAGAAAAGAAAAUAGCACAAGCAAGAAAUAAGAGAGAACCUGGAAAAGUUCUUUCAUUUGCUGAACUGUGCAGUGAAUAUCACCAGUUUGUGAGGAAUGGCAAACUCCCCUGCACCAGGGAGAAUGACCCCAUCCAGGGCCCAGAUGGAAAAGUGCAUGGCAACACCUGUUCCAUGUGUGAGGCCUUCUUUCAAGCAGAAGAAGAAAAGAAAAAGAAGGAAGCUGAAUUGAGAAAUAAAAGGCAAUCUGAGAGAACAGCUUCCUUUGAGGAGCUGUGCAGUGAAUACCGUAACUACUUGAGGAAUGGACGACUUCCCUGCACCAGGGAGAAUGACCCCAUCCAGGGCCCAGAUGGGAAAAUGCAUGGCAACACCUGCUCCAUGUGUGAGGUCUUCUUUCAACAAGAAGAACGAGCAAGAGCAAAGGCUAAAAGAGAGGCUGCCAAGGAACUCUGCAGUGAAUUCCGGAGCCAGGUGAGGAAUGGGAUGCUCAUAUGCACCCGGGAGAAUGACCCCGUUAGAGGUCCGGAUGGAAGAAUGCACGGGAACAAGUGUGCCAUGUGUUCAAGUCUGUUCAAACUUGAAGAAGAAGAGAAGAAAAAUAAUGGCACAGAAGGAAAGGAGAAAGGUACAGCUGAGAAAGUGAAGAGAGAAGCAGCACAGGAGUUGUGCAGUGAAUACCGUCACUACGUGAGGAAUGGACGACUUCCCUGCACCAGGGAGAAUGACCCCAUUGAGGGCCCAGAUGGGAAAGUGCAUGGCAACACUUGCUCCAUGUGUGAGGCCUUCUUCCAACAAGAAGCAAAAGAAAAAAAAGAAGCUGAAUCCAGAGCAAAAGUGAAGAGAGAAGCUGAAAAGGAUAUGUGUGGUGAAUUUCGGAGCCUUUUGCAAAAUGGAAAUCUUUUCUGUACCCGAGAAAAUGACCCUGUGCGUGGCCCAGAUGGCAAGACCCAUGGCAACAAGUGUGCCAUGUGUAAAGCAGUCUUCCAGAAAGAAGAUGACGAGAGGAAGAGUAAAGAACAGGAAGGUCAACGAAAUGCCAAAGAGCAUGGUCCCAAUGGUGGUGGUGGAGGAGGGAAAGCUCAGGACCAAUGUGCUGAGUUUCGGAAUAAUAUGAAAAAUGGGAAACUCAGCUGUACACGGGAGAGUGAUCCUGUACGUGAUGCUAGUGGCAAAAUGUACAACAAUAAAUGUUCCAUGUGUAAAGAGAUACUGGAAAGAGAAGCAGGUAGAACAAAUAACUAUUCUGGCUACAGAGCAAAUGGGACUGAAUCAGCGUCAGGGAAGGGCAAGUGUGAUGAGUUUAGAAGCCAAAUGAAAGAUGGAAAACUCAUCUGUACCCGAGAAAAUGACCCUGUCCGUGGUCCAGAUGGCAAGACACAUGGCAAUACAUGUAAUAUGUGUAAGGACCAACUGGAAAGGGAAGUAGCUGAGAAAAAAAAGAAAGAGGAGGGUGGCAAGCAAAACACAGGAGAAAAGAGCAAGGAAAAUCAGGACCGGUGUCAUGAAUUCCGGACCAUGGUGAGAGAUGGGAAGCUCCCCUGUACCAUGGAAAACAACCCAGUGCAAGGCCCAGAUGGCAAGAUGCAUGUCAACAAGUGCGCCAUGUGUCAGACCAUCUUUGAGAGAGAAGCUAGUGAGAGAAAAAGGAAUGAAGAGAAAUCACAUGACAAGCCUUCAAGUGAUACAAAGGACCAGUGUAAAGAAGUCCCGAAAAGAAUGGAGAAUGGAAAGUUUGGGCAGUCUGGGCAUUCCUCUGUCUCCGUUGACCACAUAAGUGAAGAUGAAUGUGGUAACUUUCGGCAGUACCUGAGGAAUGACAACCUCAUAUGCACUCGAGAGAAUGACCCCGUGCGUGGUGCUGAUGGAAAGUUAUAUAAAAACAAGUGUUACAUGUGCAGAACUAUCUUUCAAAAAGAAGCUUUGGAAAGGGCAAGACUCCAAGAGAAAACACCCCAACCUCGAUCUUCUGAAGAGGAAGACAGUCUGAAUGCUGAGAUCUGCCACAAUUACCGAAUAGUGCCCAAGAUGGGUUACCUUUGCCCAAAGAAUUUGCAGCCUGUGUGUGGUGAUGAUGGUCAGACAUACAACAAUCCAUGCAUGCUCUGUCAUGAAAACCUAAUACGCCAAACUAAUACACGCAUACGCAGCCAGGGGCGGUGUGAGGAGAAUAGAAUCCCAGAAACAACACCUCUCAGCACGCCAGCAUCUGACAAAUGAUGUGAGUAUUGGUGAAAGCCAUGAGGGAAGAUACAUGUUCCAAUUCUGGACUGCCUACCUUUACCAUCUGUAUAUACAGAGAAUUCUUCAGAGCUCAUCGUAUUCACUAUAGAAAACAAUAGAGAGCUGUUGAGGGAAUGGACUCACUGACUUUCAGUCUUCUCCAUCUUUUUCCUCCUAUAUUCUGUGAACAGAGAGCACAAGAGGCAUCCCCACCCAGUCUGUGCUCUGCAGCCUCCCAAUCACGAUAUUGUUCCUGCCAUUAUUGUUCAAUAAACGUAAACCCAGCAAAACA
This is a messenger RNA of Artibeus jamaicensis (Jamaican fruit-eating bat), 3624 nucleotides long. It is a transcript of the gene SPINK5, whose product is annotated as serine peptidase inhibitor Kazal type 5. The transcript has 35 exons. Lineage: Eukaryota; Metazoa; Chordata; Mammalia; Chiroptera; Phyllostomidae. Gene Ontology annotation, molecular function: protein binding. The record is from RefSeq and is a predicted model, not a curated record. Bases 84 to 3329 code for a protein of 1081 amino acids.